This is a messenger RNA of Siniperca chuatsi (mandarin fish), 2871 nucleotides long. RefSeq names its product aldehyde dehydrogenase 9 family, member A1b (gene aldh9a1b). Gene Ontology annotation, molecular function: aminobutyraldehyde dehydrogenase (NAD+) activity; 4-trimethylammoniobutyraldehyde dehydrogenase (NAD+) activity. The transcript is spliced from 11 exons. The coding region runs from base 586 to 2139 and encodes 517 amino acids. The record is from RefSeq and is a predicted model, not a curated record. NCBI's taxonomy places the organism in Eukaryota, Metazoa, Chordata, Actinopteri, Centrarchiformes, Sinipercidae.
AUGUACUUUUCAUUAUAGUUUAAUUGUAAUACACGUGCAAUUUGUAUUCAAUUAAAUUGAUUAUUCAAAUUAUUAAUUUGUAAAUAUUAUCUAGUUUUUUUUUUCUUUUUUGUGAUUGACAGUGAAAAUAUCCAAUCGUCUGUUACGCUUUGAUGGCCGUCUAACCUCAAUAACGGUUGUAUACCAUUUGCCCUGCCUCCUGUCCUGGUUGAGCCUCAGCAAGAUAAUGUAACGUUCACCGAGCAUUGGAUUAAGUUAUAUGAACAGUAAUUUAGAUUCAUAACCUUAAAAACCGCAGUAAGUGUGACGAAGCCCGUAAGUAAGUUUGCCAAGACUUAAACACAAUGGUGAAACAUAACAAAUGACAAGGCGAGGUAAAAGUAGCUAGCGUGUAACGGUUUUGUACACUUGCUUAACUAACUUUAACUUUACUAGCUAAGUUAACUUGUUGAGUGAAACUUCUGUGACGUUUUCUAAUGUUGUCGGUUUUGCUUUAAUGAAGUGACAGUGUUUUAUGGAGUUAACCUGCAGAGUGUAUGUUUUUCAGUUAUUAGCUAAACUUUGAGCAACAGAGCCAAUUUGAGUAUGCUCCAGAGGCUCGCUGCGUCCCUGCCGCGGCCCGCUGCUGCUCCCUUCUUGGCGGCGGUACGAUGCGUGUCCUCGGGCUCAGUGGACAUCACGGUCCCGCUGAACUUCUGGGCUGGCAAGAGAUGGACGAGCCAAGAGAAAUGCAACAAGGAAAAGGUUUACGAACCUGCAACAGGGCGAGUCUUGUGCCAUUUGGAGCCGUGUGGUGCUGUGGAGGUUGAUCAGGCUGUGACGGCUGCCAAGUCAGCCUUUGGCCAUUGGAGCAAAAUGUCUGGGAUGGAGAGGGCGAGGAUCAUGAUAGAAGCUGCCCAUAUCAUUGAGAGCAGGAGAGAGGAGAUAGCUGAAAUGGAGGUGGUCAACAAUGGGAAGUCCAUCACAGAGGCCUGUCUGGAUGUGGACUCUGCCAGACUGUGUAUAGAGUAUUAUGCAGGGCUGGCCAGCACUCUGGCAGGCCAGCAUGUGCAGCUGCCUGGGGGAUCCUUUGCCUACACCCGCAGGGAGCCUCUGGGAGUCUGUGUCGGCAUCGGUGCUUGGAAUUAUCCUUUUCAGAUAGCUGCCUGGAAAUCAGCUCCAGCCCUGGCCUGUGGCAACUCCAUGGUGUACAAGCCAUCACCAGUGACGCCUGUGACAGCGGUCAUGCUGGCAGAGGUCUAUGCCGAGGCUGGAGCUCCAGAGGGGCUGUUCAACGUGGUGCAGGGUGGCCAGGAGACUGGCAGCCUACUCUGCCACCACCCAGACGUCGCUAAGGUGUCCUUCACUGGGAGCGUGCCCACAGGCAAGAAGAUUAUGGAGAUGGCAUCCAAGGGGGUGAAGCCUGUGACUCUGGAGCUUGGGGGGAAAUCUCCUCUGCUCAUCUUUCAGGACAGUGAUCUGGAGAACGCUGUGAAGGGAGCUCUCAUGGCCAACUUCCUGUCUCAAGGCCAGGUCUGUAGCAACGGUACAAGGGUCUUUGUUCAGAAGGAUAUUCUGCCUGAGUUUGUGGAGGAGGUGGUGAAGAGGACCCGGGUGAUCGAGAUAGGAGAUCCACUACUGGAGAGCACUCGAAUGGGAGCACUGGUCAGCCGACAACACCUGGAAAAAGUCCUGUCCUUUGUUGAUCAGGCAAAGAAAGAGGGAGCUACAGUGUUGUGCGGAGGUGAACCUUUUGUCCCAUCAGAUCCCAAACUCAGAGGUGGAUACUACAUGACUCCAUGUGUAUUGAGUGGCUGCACAGAUGAGAUGACCUGUGUGAGGGAGGAGAUCUUUGGUCCUGUCAUGUCUGUGUUGUCUUUUGAAACAGAAGAGGAGGUGCUGCAGAGAGCCAAUGACACCACCAUGGGUCUGGCUGCAGGAGUUUUCACCAGGGAUGUGAGGCGAGCCCAUCGUGUGGUGGAACACCUCAAGGCUGGUUCCUGUUUCAUCAACAACUACAACAUCACUCCUGUGGAGGUGCCCUUUGGAGGCUUCAAAAUGUCAGGCAUAGGCCGGGAGAACGGCCAGGUGACAAUUGAAUACUACUCCCAGCUGAAGACUGUGUUUGUGGAGAUGGGAGAUGUGGACAGCUUAUUCUAAGACACACACGCACACCGAGAGGAAGGUGGAGCUGUAACGCUGACCCAGAGACUGAAACAGAGGGUCUGGACCAGAACAACACUUCCAUCAUUCAAGGCAAGACCAUCAAACGUUAGUGGGUUAGUCAAAGUGAUGAGACACACGCCUCGAUCAAGGGAGCUCAAGUCUGUCCUGAAAAUGAUUUUUCAAUAUUUUCUGAAUGUGAGGUAAAUGUAACACUGAGGCAAUCUGAAACAAAUAGCUAUGGAAAUGUGGAAUAGUGGAUUUUUGACAUUUGAAUCCGAAACACAUUUGAAUUAACAUUGUCAUCUGUGCCAAAUGGAUCAAAUUAAAGAUUGUUCUUAGUAUUUACUGAACCUUGAUUUCAGCUACUAAAGCAUAGAUAUGAGUUGCAUAUUUAUAAUAUAUUCUGUCAUCCAUCUACAGAAUAACAUUUUUACAUGUCAGACUUUAUUUCUUGAACAAUACACAUUAAUAUAUUUUUAUACACACAAAAUACUAAAAAAUGAAGCACUUUGAACAUUGUUUUGAUUAAAUUCAUCAGAUUGUACUCUCAUGUACGUUUUUUGUACAAUGUUGUCUACAUUAGAACUCUGACAGUGACAUCCUACCUUGUGGGUAGAGAGAAUUAUGUAAGAAACUUGUCUAACACAUUUGCGUAUCAAAUCAAUUGUAACAUAACAUGAAACAGUGUUUAAAAUUUCAAUAAAAUGAAGAAAUUGUUCAUGUUUA